Molecule: messenger RNA, 714 nt
Organism: Coffea eugenioides
Lineage: Eukaryota; Viridiplantae; Streptophyta; Magnoliopsida; Gentianales; Rubiaceae
Exons: 1
Coding region: 1-684 (227 amino acids)
Biological process (GO): nucleobase-containing compound metabolic process
Cellular component (GO): nucleus; cytoplasm
Molecular function (GO): 3'-5' exonuclease activity; nucleic acid binding
Source: RefSeq, a predicted model, not a curated record
AUGACUAACAGGACGACAAUCACAAGACAACUAGCCUCAUCAGAGCCUCAGCGCCGACGCAACUUCGUCGUAAUACGCCUCCCGCAUCUCGUUUACACCACCGUCACUUCCACCCCUUCCGUAGUCAAACACUGGCUUUUCAGAAUCUGCCGCCAUCACGUCUACCGUAUCCACAAAGGCCGCCUAGUGGUCGGUCUAGGCGUCCAAUGGACUCCCGGACAUCGAAAGUCUCCCGCCACCCUCCAACUAUGCGUUGGACACCAAUGUCUCGUAUUCCAACUGCUCCACGCGCCCCACGCGCCGCUCAAACUCCGGCGCUUCCUCUCCAACCCUAACAUCACAUUUGUCGGUGUCUCCAACAAGAAUGAUGGUGCCUUGCUGCGAUGUUCGAAGCAUGAGUUGUGCGUCUCUUCAACGCUUGUUGAUUUGGUGGAUGUGGCAAGUGAGGAGAGAGGUUACAGCAAGAAAAUAUCGAUGGAAAAGUUGGCUGAAUUGGUGGUGGGAAUGGAAGGUGUGAAGAAGGAGGAAUGGGUUGGAAGAAGUGAUUGGGAUGAAUUUUGGCUUAGUGAGCAUCAAGUGGAGUAUGCUUGUCUUGAUGCUUUCGUUUCUUUCUUGAUUGGGAAGGAUCUCAAGGCUUGGAACUGGAUGAAAGUUGAUGAAGAUUGCUCAACUUCAAUCAAGUAAUUAGUUAUGAGUUGAUUUGAUCAUCAUGGA